Endocarpon pusillum Z07020 is the source of this 1482-nucleotide messenger RNA. RefSeq lists its product as uncharacterized. NCBI's taxonomy places the organism in Eukaryota, Fungi, Ascomycota, Eurotiomycetes, Verrucariales, Verrucariaceae. Gene Ontology annotation, molecular function: GTPase activator activity. Gene Ontology annotation, biological process: COPI coating of Golgi vesicle. Bases 1 to 1482 code for a protein of 493 amino acids. The transcript is spliced from 5 exons. The record is from RefSeq and is a predicted model, not a curated record.
AUGAGUGCCUCCAAGUCACAGUCUCAGAAGAUUUUUGAAAAGCUCAAGACCAAGCCAGCAAACCGGAUAUGUUUUGAUUGUGGUCAGAAGAAUCCUACAUGGUCCUCGGUCCCUUUUGGCAUCUAUCUCUGUUUAGACUGCUCCUCAAACCACCGAAAUCUGGGUGUUCAUAUCUCAUUUGUGCGAUCGACGAAUCUCGAUGUGUGGCAGUGGGAGCAGUUGCGGAUAAUGAAAGUCGGCGGGAACGAAUCGGCGACCAAGUUCUUUCAGUCGAAUGGAGGCACUGCUGCUUUAGCGAGCAAGGAUCCCAAAGUGAAAUAUACAUCUACUGCGGCAACCAAGUAUAAGGACGAGCUGAAGCGUCGUGCUGCUGGGGACUCGCAGGACUACCCUGGAGAAGUUGUCGUCACUGAUGAUUAUGUCGCCGCGGCUGCUGAUGGCACUUCAACGCCUGUUGGGGAGCCAAACGACGAUUUCUUUUCGUCUUGGGAUACGCCUACAAUAAAACGACCGAGCAAUCCUCCGUCGAGAACGGGCACACCAACAGUUGCAUCUCGUAUUUCGUCUCCCUUUCUUUCUGCAAAUCAAAACGGCACAGCAGCGGCUGGACGACCGAAAUCACCGUCACCUUUAGCUACCACCGAAUCAUCUGAGAAGACCAUGCCCGCACCAGUUGUUGUUCGCGCUACGUCUUCACCCGCUAUCCGGAAAGGUCCAACAGCGGCUGGACCAAGAAAGACCAACAUUCUUGGCGCCAAAAGGGGUCAGAAGCUUGGAGCUAAGCAGGUGGUUGGAGAGGAUAUCGAUUUCGAAGCGGCAGAAAAGAAAGCUAAAGAAGAGGCAGAGAGGAUAGACAGAUUGGGUUACGAUACGGAAGCGGAGAAGGCAGCAGAGGCCGCGAAGACCAAAUCAACAUUGACCAAUAACACCGAAAUCGCAGCUCCAAUACCAAUCAGUCCACCGAAAACAGGCUAUGGCUCUCAACAGGGGCAUCAACGAAGCCCAAGUGAGAUUGAAAGACUGGGAAUGGGUAUGGGCCGGCUGGGAUUUGGUCAGACGGGCAGCAUCAAGUCAAGUUCUGCGCCAGCCCCCAAAAAGCUCGGCUUCGGAGCUGUUGGUGCAAGCAAAGCCGCUGAUGAUGACGGUGAGAAAUUUGCCAGAGAAAAGUUUGGAGGCCAGAAGGGCAUCUCGAGCGAUGAGUUCUUCGGCCGCAACACCUUUGAUCCGUCAGCGCAAGCCGAAGCUAAGACCCGCCUACAAGGCUUCGAAGGUGCAACAAGCAUCUCAAGUAAUGCCUAUUUUGGUCGACCUGAGGAUGAUCUGCCCAAAGAAGAGAAUUACGGAGAUUUGGAGAAUGCGGCUAGGGAUUUUGUCCGAAGAUUCGGUCUUACGGCUGGAGACGAUCUGGAGGACAUUACUCAGAGGCUCGGUGAAGGCGCUUCGAAACUGCAAGGUGCAAUCCGAGCCUACUUGAACAGUUGA